Molecule: messenger RNA, 919 nt
Organism: Morone saxatilis (striped sea-bass)
Lineage: Eukaryota; Metazoa; Chordata; Actinopteri; Moronidae
Product: elastase-1-like
Exons: 8
Coding region: 54-860 (268 amino acids)
Biological process (GO): proteolysis
Molecular function (GO): serine-type endopeptidase activity
Source: RefSeq, a predicted model, not a curated record
AAACUGAUAUAAAUAGUUAAACUGCCUCUGUGACUAUUCUUCAGUGCGCCAACAUGAUUGGGUUUGUGGUUCUUCUGUCCUUCAUUGGGCUGAUUUGUGCUGAAGCACCCUUCAACCAUAAUGUGCACAAUCAGAGGGUCAUAGGAGGCCAUGAUGCUCCUCGCAACGCCUGGAAAUGGCAGGUUUCUCUCCAGCAGGACGCAUACAAUGAUGGUUACUACUACCACCUCUGUGGAGGCACUCUCAUUGAUCCUUUCCACGUUAUGACAGCAGCUCACUGUAUCCUCAGCAUGGAUGCUAGUACGUACCGUGUGGUGCUUGGUGAGUAUAACCUGUAUGAGUACGAUGGCAGUGAGCAGUUCCACCGUGUGACAAGGAUUACUGUCCAUCCUGGGUGGACUGGAGACCUUGCCAAAGGAAAUGAUAUUGCUAUCUUGAGACUGGCUGAUUCUGCGUAUGACAACGGCCAUGUGGCUGUUGCCAACCUGCCCGGACCCGGUCAGACCCUGCCUCAUGACUUCACCUGUUACAUCACCGGCUGGGGACUUAUGGACUACAUGGGGAGCGUCCCUGCCAUUCUGCAACAGGCUGCCAUCCCGGUGGUGGCGCAUUCAGUCUGCUCCCAGCCUAACUGGUGGGGCAACAUUGCUCUGGAAACCAUGGUGUGUGCUGGAGGGGAUGGAGUCAUAUCCGGCUGCCAGGGCGACUCUGGAGGUCCCCUGAACUGUUUCACCAAUGGAGACUGGAGAGUCUACGGUGUUGUCAGUUACGGUCCAUCUGGCAUGUGCAACCAAAUGACUAAGCCCACCGUCUUCACCAGAGUCUCUUCCUUCCAGGACUGGAUCUAUUCAGUUUUGUAAAAUCUACACAACAAUCAACUGUCACAUGGAACCAGUAAAAUAAAAUGAAUAUGGUCUUA